CCCCGCGCACGUCACUUGCAGCGAGCGAAGGUCUGGAAUUCCAAAAACAAAGACACGCAGGUUACAUAUCAGACCCCGGGCGUCUGUCCCUUCAAAUACAACUCAUACACAUACACUGUCCUUCCCCACUCGAACCUCAUUCAAAAGCCAUAUCCACCUUACAAUUUCCGAGCAACCACAGCAACAAUGUCAUCCAUCAUUCAAUCCGUCCUCGGCUCCGUCUCGCCUCUAACCAAGGGCAGCAAACUCCCCACCACCCCGCUCAAAGAAACCAACCCGGAGCAAGCCACGGUCAACCUCAGCCAACUGCACGGCAAGAACAUCAUCGUCGGUGUCCCCGGCGCCUUCACCCCUCCCUGCUCCUCGCAAGUCCCCGGCUACGCCCGGCAUGCCGAUGACUUCGCCAAGAAGGACGUCAAGGGCAUUUAUGUCGUUGCUGUGAACGACGCGUUUACCACGCAGGCGUGGAAGGAGAAGUUGGGGGCGAAUCAUCAGCUGGUGCAUUUUCUCGCUGAUGAUAAUGGGGAGUGGACCAAGGCUGCGGGCAUGAGCUUCGACGCCUCCGGCCUGCUCGGCAACCACCGCUCCAAGCGCUACGCUGCGAUUGUGGAGAACGGGGAGGUGAAGGAGGUCUUCACGGAGGAUCAGGCGCCGGAGGUCACGGUGACGGCUGCUGACAAGGUGUUGAAGCACUUGUAGAUGAACGGCGGAGGUCAGAGGUCUGAGAUGGCCUGCCUUGCCUGCAGCAAUACUUUACCACAGUAGCGUUGCGUGCAGAGAGUUUGCGAUGAGAUGUCAACCGGGUACUGCAGAAGCGCCACGAAGUAGCGGUGUCCAAGCAGAACGACCUAGAGUCGUGCUUUGUCCACCCGACUCGUGCUAUGCCUUUCACGUUAGUCAAGAAGCUGCCACUUC
Messenger RNA from Baudoinia panamericana UAMH 10762, 915 nucleotides. RefSeq lists its product as uncharacterized. Gene Ontology annotation, cellular component: cytoplasm; peroxisome; cytosol. The record is from RefSeq and is a predicted model, not a curated record. The transcript is spliced from 2 exons. Gene Ontology annotation, biological process: cell redox homeostasis; hydrogen peroxide catabolic process; cellular response to oxidative stress. Gene Ontology annotation, molecular function: thioredoxin peroxidase activity. NCBI's taxonomy places the organism in Eukaryota, Fungi, Ascomycota, Dothideomycetes, Mycosphaerellales, Teratosphaeriaceae. Bases 187 to 699 code for a protein of 170 amino acids.